CUUUAGCGCACCGAUAUGCCAAAAUUAAGUGCUAUGCACACCGAAACGCCAAACACACACGGCACAUGGAAUCCGUGCCCCUCUUUCUCAUCUCUUCAAUCGCCUCUUCUUCCGAUAAAGAAGACAAAGAAGCUUCCUUCACGGCGAUCUGUCAAGGUCACCGCGGCUUUCGCGCGCGCCUCACCCAGCCGAGGAGAACGUGCGGCAGAGACCGUGGCUGUCUUCCUCGUUCCAGAGCGCGUCGCCGUCUUCCUCGUUUCAGAGAGCGUCGCCGUAAGGUCUCCUUCUCCUCCUCUUGCAAGAUCUCGAUCAAAGUCAAGAUGUCCUGUUAGUUAUCGAAGAAGGAGAAGGUGUCGUUCCUACUCUCCUGCUCGCUACAAUAGGGAUCGUCAGUCCAGAUCACCAGUCAGGUCCCAUCAUUAUUCAAGCUAUGAAAGGGAUCGAAGGUCCUAUAGAGACAUCAGAGAACACAGUGAAAGAAGCAGAAGACAGGAUUCAGAUAGAUACCUUGAUCGGCAUUCAUUUGCUUCAAGAAGGAAUAGGAGUAGGAGCGUGAGCCCUCAUUCAAGGAAAUCACAUUGAACUGGAUCUAUUUCUCCAAAACAUCACAGAGAAAGUUCACCUCAUAGAGGAAGGAAAGAAUCACGUGCUGAUUCUGGAUCCCCAAGUCAUCACAGAGGUAGUAAGUCAUCUCCCAAGAUUGAUGAAAUCAAACAAAAGAGCAAAAGACGUUUAAGAUCAGUUUCUUCAGAUGAUAAUAGGCUUCAAUCCAGCAAAAAUGAAGAAAUUUUGCAUGGAAAAUCUAAAAAUAGAGAGAGAAGACGGUCCAGUUAUCCUGGGCUCUUGGGUACAUUGUUGCAACUCUUUUUUUCGCAGUUGUGGAGAUGUCAAUUGAAAUAAUUGUUCUCUCAUUCGGCCAAGAUUCUGAAGAGCACCAAGGGCUAGCCCAGUAUGCUCCACCCAUUCUCAUUGAAACUCUUGGUGACCAUAAUGAGGUGCAGAGACUUACACAAGGACCGCAGUGAAGUGUGUCCAUCGAAUUUGCUUAUGAUGAUAAGAUUUUAGAUGUUUUUGCUACCCCUUGUAUAUAUGUCUUGAUCAUAUACAUUUUUUAACAAAGGUCAUUGUGGGGUUAUCUCUUGAUAAGUUGGGUUAUUUAGAUUUACAUAUACCAAGCUAUGAGCACAAACAUAAUUAUUGUACUAUGUAAUAUAAUCUUUUUCCAAAAGUACAUCUCAGAACAUGAAUUAAUUAUAAGCUUUCUUUGUUUAGUGUAA
Arachis ipaensis is the source of this 1277-nucleotide messenger RNA. The record is from RefSeq and is a predicted model, not a curated record. NCBI's taxonomy places the organism in Eukaryota, Viridiplantae, Streptophyta, Magnoliopsida, Fabales, Fabaceae.